UAUUUCUCGUCUUUUUCUCCCUUCACAGUCUAAAUCUACGUCUGUCUUGCUUUUGAAAAGCAAAGAGUGCAGGCGAAGUGAAACAUGGCUUAGGUUAACUUCAUUGUUGAGUAAUAUGGCGGGAUUGAUAGAGAAGGGAACACAUUCGCGGAAUUUAUGUUCUUUCGCUCUAAAAUAUUACUUUAACAAUGUGUUUUGAGUUAUCGUAAUACAUUAUCGUUACUUAGUGUACUUUUCAGUCGACUCUUAAUCGCUGAUGUACACUCGCGGUUGCAAACUGUCGAGUAGCUCCUUGCUAUAACGUUGUGGACCAUCGACGAAACUUGGAAAUUCUAUCAACUUGAACAGUCGUUCGAUUAAUUCAGCAGUACGAUGGGAGAUAGUUAUUUUGUUUCUUGAUUGUUGGUGAACAAUAUGAGCGACAAUAUGGAAGAGGAAACAAAAAACAAAGAAAGUGAAAAGAUGGAAACUACAUGCAAGAUAUACGUGAAGCAACCUCAGGAGAUAAUGAAGCAGUCUUUAUUGAAAGACACCAAUGACGACGUACAACGUAUGAUUGAGGGUCUCAAGGGGAUGCCGGAUGAAGAGCUACAAGAGUUUCUCGACAACGAGGGAUUCAUGGAAGGAUUGGACGUCGUAGAUGCAUGGGAAGGUGACGAAGAGAGGAAUCGUGAGGUGGAACAAUCAGCAGAUCUUACAGUGAAGCAAGAGAAGCCAUCAUCUAGGGAACACCAUCAGCGUUCCACGCGCGAGCAUAAAGGAUCAAACAACCGAAGCGAGAAGCCGAAGAAAGAAGAGAAGAAGCGCGAUGACAAUCAACGUCGAGAUCCCGCCAAGAGCACCAAGGACAUCGAGCGCGACAAGAUCCGGACGAAGAGGGACACGGAAAGCAAGCUCCUGGCGGAGAAGGAGAAGGCGAUUAAGCACCUGUUGGACUCGGACAACGUGGUGCCGCCGGGUACAGAGACCGAAGCCAUUCAGAGCAUCGCCGAGAGACAGAAUCAGGAGCGAGCGCAGCAGCAGCAACAGCAACAGCAACAACGCGAUCAUAGGAGCCGCGAUCGACGUAGAAGCGUGGAUCGUUACGGCAGAACGAGUCCGUCGCGGCGCAAGAGUCCCGACAGAAUCAUCAGAAUGAGUCCCCACCGACGCAUACUGCCCAGUCCGGAACGUCGCAGGAGCCCAUUCGGUAGAAUAAGCGCAGAGAGGCACAGGAGCCCUCUGGGUUACAGCCCAGGUGGCAAGCGCAGGAACUCGCCGCGCUACAUUUCCGAUCGUAGGAGCCCCAGCGUGUCAAGCCCGGACCGACGAAGAAGUCCACGACGACUCAGCUGGGAGCGACGAUCCAGCGUGGAUCGGCGGUGGAGCACCGAGCGGCAUAGGAGACGCGACAUGCACGAACGCCGGAGAAGCCGAUCUCGCGAUCGAAGGAGCCGCAGUACGGAACAUCCGAGAAGAAGGUCGAGCCGUUCGCCGGCGAUGACCCGGCGAUACAGUCCACGUCGUCGCAGUCGCACGCGCAGCAGGUCGCCGGAGAAGCGAUCGCGGAAACGCUCGCCCUUCCUCAACGAACUGGCACGACAGCUGAGAGACGAGGCGUUGAAGCCGGCCGGCAGCAGCGCGAACAGCAACAGCGCCGGCGGUUACCCGCCGCCGACGCCGAUGCUCAACGUACCGGUGUACCAGCCGGAAGCACCGGAUGCGGCCAGGCAGGUCCUCGGUGCCUCGACAUACAUGCAUCAACCGGGUUCGCAGCCGCCGUUGCCACCGCCGCCGCCGCCACCACCGCCGCCACCGCCGUCAUCGUCGUCCGUGAUGGCUAUGCCGAGCGGGCCACCGGGCUUCAUAAACUUCGAAAUGCCAGUCGUACCUAUGAGCUUCGAGAUGCCGAUGCCGCCGCAGACACUGCCCCCGGCGGAUUAUUCCGCCAGCCCGGUCAUGUACAAUCAGCCGAGCGCCACUGCCAUGUCAGCGCCGCCGCCGCCACCCGGCGUCCGUGCUCCUAUGCACGCCUCGUCGCCGCAACCUGUGCCUGCCCCGGUGAUGGAUCACGGCCAGUUGCCGUACAAUCCGUCGCAUGUCCAGCAGCAGCAGCAGCCGCAGUCGCACCACCAGUUCGAAGCCAAAGUGCCGAUCGUCGCGCCGUCCCCCGUCGCGUCGUCACAGAGCUACAACGAGCAUAAAGCGUCGUACAACAACGUACCGUAUCAUCAGCUACACGAAGAACGACUGAAGACACCGGAACCACCGGUCAUCUCCAAGCCAAAACAAUUUGAAAAGACCAGCUUGUCCAGUCUAUUGGAAGCGUCUGUCUCGGGCAAAGAUCCAUCUAAUAUACCGGUGUUGUAUCCAGGAUUCAAUCCUGAAAUAAUGCGACACUGCGAACAAGCGAUGUUACAACUGCCGUACGAGGACCCGCGUUUAAAGAUGAAGGGUCGAUUUUUCUACAUGCGCGACGAGGAAGAUAUGAAGUACGAGUCCGAGGACCACGGCUCGAACUCGAUACUGCUGCAGAAGAGCAAAACCAAGAUAAUCUGGGAGGAGAACAGCACGGAGCAGCCGGUGCCGAUCGCGAAACCGACCACGCAGACGCACCAGAAGAUCUGUCAGACCGACGACGUGGAGACGGAGACGAAGGGCGUGCAGGCGACCGUCGUCACGGUCGACUGCGAGUCGCAGGUCUAUCCGCACGAUAUUCAGCAAGCGAGCAGAGAGGAGAGGCGACCGAUAAUGGAUCGUCUCGACUGGAGCGUACGGGAAACGUACGACUACACGACGUCCAAGUUCCGCGAGGUGGACGAUCUCAGGCUCCACCUGAGCAACUCCUCGCAGAGGCGCUCCUGGAACCGGCAGGCGUCUCCGUCCAGGAGAUCCGACACGGCCGAGCACGAGCAUCCUAUUGACCACGGGUCCAGGAACGUGAGAAUGGACUCCCCGUUCAAGAACAGAGAGAACUAUCCCGGUCACAGGGUGCGCGAUCAUUACGCUCACCCCCGAUUCUCGCCGGAAUACAGACGUUCCAUGGAGCGCGACGAUUACCACGAAAGAAGAAGCGAGCACAGUCGCGGUGAGAGCCCGAUGGAGCUGGAAGACUCCGACGAAAACGGUGACGACGGCGACUUAAUGGCCGGCCACGCGUUCCAAAGGGAACCCGAGUGGCACGGCAGAGGGAGGACAAGAGGUAAAGCUCACGUUUACAGAGGCAAACACUCGGGGGGAAGACCGUAUCGGAGUCGCGGUGGCUUCCGGGGCAAGUUUUGAGAGAGCGUCGUUUGUGCGUUGAUUAACAAAGUAAUCGCUCUCGGCGAUGGAUCCGCAUCGUCGUGGCAACUGUGUCGAACAGCCCCGGAGGGACAUUACGUGUGCGUCGUGCAUAAUAAUCAUCCUGUUUGUAAUACAUCGUUUGCUACAUACACAGGAAAUUCAACGAGUCGCGAGAUCGGAUAAGCAUGAAGUGACGAAGUACAAUUCCCACAAAUGCGAACACUUAUGACAUUUGUUUUUAACGGACAACUGAACGAAAAACUGGAAGUACAGUGUCACGGACAUCCUCGAGCGCGCGAGCGAUGUCGAGAGAGGCGAGACAGAGAGAAACAGAGAGAGAGAGAGGGAGAGAGAGAGAGAAAGAGAGAGAG
This is a messenger RNA of Harpegnathos saltator (Jerdon's jumping ant), 3635 nucleotides long. RefSeq names its product serine/arginine repetitive matrix protein 1. Lineage: Eukaryota; Metazoa; Arthropoda; Insecta; Hymenoptera; Formicidae. The coding region runs from base 415 to 3261 and encodes 948 amino acids. The record is from RefSeq and is a predicted model, not a curated record. The transcript has 7 exons.